CUCUUUGCCUUCUCUUCUCUCCAUUACCUUUUCUUACUGAAUUUGCAGUUCUUUUUCUCUUUCUAUCACUUCUACGACUAGGGUUUUCCUCUUUGAGAGGCUCGCCCCAGCCUCAGCCGCAGCAAUAAAUCUGUGAAGUUCACACUUCACCCCCUUCACUGCCCAAAGGCUACCUUAUCUUGGUAGGAGCAAAGAACGUCCUCCUCAAAGAACUCAUAUAGGGGAAAAAGCAGUGAAAAUGGCUUCGUCCAGCUGCAGCUCUUACAAUUCACCCUGUGCUGCUUGCAAGUUGUUGAGAAGGAAAUGCGUUCCAGGUUGCAUCUUUGCACCUUACUUUCCACCAGAGGAGCCCCAAAAAUUUGUGAAUGUUCACAAGAUCUUUGGAGCAAGCAAUGUGAGUAAGCUCCUUACUGACCUCCUCCCUCACCAAAGAGAGGAUGCAGUGAAUUCCCUUGCCUAUGAAGCUGAGGCGAGAGUAAGAGAUCCAGUUUAUGGGUGUGUUGGUGCUAUCUCUUUCCUGCAGAGACAAGUUCAAAGGCUCCAGAAAGAACUUGAUGCAGCUAAUGCUGAUUUGAUCCGUUAUGCCUGCAAUGAGAUCCCAACAGCCUUGCCUGCAGCAGCGGGGGCGAGUUCAUCAGUUCAACCUCUAACUCCCCCUAACAGGCGAGGUGAGUUUGAUAGAAGGAUUGGUAAUGAAGGAGGAGGACUCUAUCAGCCCCCAGGUGCUUUUCCUCUUCCUUAUUAUUCUUAUCCUUGGAACGACAACUCUUCAGGCGACAUGAACGAUGGAGGAGGAGAAGGCGGUAUGUGAACCAAGACAAUUU
Molecule: messenger RNA, 824 nt
Organism: Durio zibethinus
Lineage: Eukaryota; Viridiplantae; Streptophyta; Magnoliopsida; Malvales; Malvaceae
Source: RefSeq, a predicted model, not a curated record